AGGGCUUGACUUUGCAACCUAAAUAACUUUGUUUGUAUGCAGUUUUUUGAAUGCGAUAGCUUGAAGGAACCAGCCACAUCUCUACAAGUAUCUCCCGAGAGCUCGGCUGGUAAGGGAUGACAUCUCUCUCUCCUCAACACAAACCACCGUAACCUCGGCCAUAUUUAUUUCACACAGUAUCAGGAAUGGAACCAACCCAUGCUCAUAAUAAAUCCCAUCAUCAUUCUCUCCAGAAGCUACAGACCCCACGAGCAUCCAGGCCUCUGCAAAGACAGCUGAGGCCCAUCUGGGAGGAUCUGGCCUGAAUUUGCUGAUAAAUAAUGCUGGCGUUAUGCCAGAGAGCACUCUGGAGUCAGCAACUGCUGCAGAUAUGUUGGCCGUGUAUAAAAUCAACGUUGUGGGACCAAUGUUGGUGACCCAGGCGUUCCUGCCCUUGUUGAAGAAGGCUGCGCAGGAGAGCACCCAGACAGGGCUCAGCUGCAGCAAGGCGGCCAUUAUCAACGUGUCCACUAUAGGGGGCUCCAUUGGGAACACCCCCAGCAUGGCCACCUUUCCAGUCAUCUCCUACCGCUGCAGCAAGACUGCUCUGAACAUGCUCACGAGGUGCCAGUCGGUGAGAUACAAGGAAGACGGGAUCCUGUGCACUGCGCUGCAUCCGGGCUGGGUGAAAACAGAGCUGGGAACUGCCAAGGCAGAGCUGACGGUGGAGGACAGCGUGCAGGGGAUUCUGAAGGUGCUCUCCAUCCUCUCUGAGAAACACCAUGGGAUUGAAGUGGACUGGACAGGAAGAAAUGUGCCAUGGUGAGAGCCUGGCCUACAGGAAUGAUUCCACCAGCAGUGUGCACAGGACACUCCAGCACCCGUCUGCAUCUCAUGAAUAAACAUCUCUGCCUGAACUAGCGCUGUUACUGAGUCUCUCCCCUCACAGGACUCUUUUGGGUUAUGGAUUCAGGAUACCUCCUUUAAAGGAAAGCAUUGCCUCAUAGUUAGAGGGGAGACAGCUCUGCCACUGACUUGCUGGGCCCUUGGGCACAUCACUUAGUCUUAGUUUCCCCUAAUGCUGCCUGAUCCUUGUGUAGCAGUUGGAGAGCCUCUGAUGAGACAUAUUAAAAGCAAAGUAUUACAAUAGCUGUUAUAGAUACAAAAUUAACUGCACCAUCCAGCUGAGCUUACUUGAAUAACAGACUCCAGGCACGGGGUAGGUAGCGUGGAUUUCCCUAGACAACAGAAAUUGGGCUUUAACAAAGAAAUUAGUCUAAUUCUCUAUCUGUAUUAGCUCACUAAGAAAACAAAAGGAACAUGAAACACAUGAAUGUGAAGCACCAAUAUCCACCCUCCUAUCCCUCCACAAAGAGGAUGUAAACAGGCUGUUUCACAGCGAUAGUUAAAGAGUUUAUUGGUAAACAGCAACACCAGC
Malaclemys terrapin pileata is the source of this 1417-nucleotide messenger RNA. RefSeq names its product C-factor-like. NCBI's taxonomy places the organism in Eukaryota, Metazoa, Chordata, Testudines, Emydidae. Bases 332 to 805 code for a protein of 157 amino acids. The transcript has 4 exons. The record is from RefSeq and is a predicted model, not a curated record.